UUGUUUGUCGGUCGGAGUCGUUCGCGUGCCCGUGUUCGGAGUAGUCAUCCGUCGUCAUUGCUGUUUGUAUUUAGAGACGCGUUGUUGGUUAUAUUCAUUUUCGAUAUACAUGUAUAUGUAUAUAUUUUUUACACAUACACACUUAUAUGUAUUUACAUAUAUACUGCUUUUGUUAUCUGGUCAGGCGGUCUUGUGUUCUUGAAUAGUGCUUCAAAGAAGAGACCCCCAAUCAAUGUUACGCGCACUAACAUACAUGAAAUGUUCGUGAAAUGUUGCAUAUAUUCGCUCAAAACAUAUAAAUUAAUUUAAGCAGCAACGCAAGGAAGAAAAGUAAAGAAUAAAUCAGCUAGAAAAUAAGAAAUAGAGAAAGUGAGCAAGCAACUAGCCAGCAGAGUAAAGGAGAAGCUCUGAAUAGUCAGCACAAACAAAUUGCAACAAUUGAUGGAAUAUCGAAGAUAACCACAGAAAUUUAAGACUGCAAAACAGCAAAGGAGUUCCAACCGCUUUGGUCGCUUUGCUCACCCACGCCUUGCUAACAGAGAAUGUGACACUGCUGUUGCUGGAGCAGGUCGCCGCGACCGGCUGUGCUAUCUUUUGCGCGUCGUCUACCGACUUUGAGUUGCACUGAAAUCGCCGGAACUCUGAAGCGAAGUCCAACACACACAGACCAAUUGAGGUUUUCUCGCCACCCCAGAGCCAUUCAUUCGCCGCCACAGCUCAGCCGCACUCUGUUGAAUUCAGUAUUCAGUUGUCAGCCAACAGCCAAAAAGCCAACAGCAGUUCAUAACAGCAAAUCCACACACGGGGUACCUGUCUAUAUACAAUACAUACAUACAUGUGGUACAUGUGUGUGUAUAUUCAUGCAUACAUAAGCGCACACACAGGCAUACCAGCAGGCGCACAGCGUAUUCAACAUGAGAAUCAAAGCGCAAAUAAGAAAGUCAUAAAAAUAAAAUAAUUAUUCAGCACAUAUCUUUUGCGGCCUUGUCAUCGCGAACAAAAAAAUAUUCGAAUUCCGCGUUGCUGUGUGUUUUAUAAGUUUUCUUUUUCACAUUUUGUGCAAAAUAUUUGUUACGGAGCAGCAGCAGCAUUGGCGGAAGCACCAGCCAUUGCAAAAAUAAAAGCGCGCAGUGAACUAACAGCAGCAGCAACACAGCAAACGUUACACGAUUAGCCAACACAUUGUAGCCGCCAUUGUUAAAUUGUCAAGGGUGAUAAGAGAAAAACGUAAAGCAGUGCGCCAAUUGGAAUUCUUUGCCCGGCGGACUGAGUGACCCUUCGAAGGCUGCUGCGCCGCAUCGCGCCUCACCGCGCCAACUCACACGCCCAACCCGCGCCGCUGGCGUCACCCUACCUUUUGCCAACAACCUUCCGCCUGUCCCGCUUGGCCCUAAAAGCGCCUGACAUCCAACUGUGAUAUACCCUGAUACUGAUUUUUGUGUUCGUUGUCGUCGUCAUCAUCGGCGUCAUUAUUUCUAUUCUUUUUUGUUUUAUAAAUUGUAUGCAUACAUACAUUUCAAAUUACGUUUUGUGUAUUUGUGUGCCUUUCUCGUUCGUUUCGUUGCCGUCGCCGUUGCCUUUUUGUGGCUCGUUGUAUAUUUGCAUCGUUGAGGGCGGAAACAGCCGCCACGCCGCAAUCGUUGUCGAUUAUGUUCGUAAAAUAAACGAGAAAUAUUUCAUGUUGAUGUUAAGGAAAUGCGCCGCCACCCAAUAAAAGUGUGGCAACGCCCGUGCUCUUGCUAUUCUUCCGCGACAUGAUGAAAGUAGAAUUGAAGUGUAUAAAUGUUUUGCGUGUGACGAGCGUGUAAUAGAAUCACUAGCAGUAGUCGACAGAAAAGGCUUUAUUCUCCCCUCCCCUCCUCCUGCUCCUCAUACUCCUCCUCCUCCUACUACUGCUCUUCUUCUUCAUCCAUGUGAUAUGCUAUAAAUGAACACAAUUUGGUGGUAACUUUUUGCCAGCGUGGUUGAAAAAAAAGAGAAAGGUGGGGAAUUCACCUUCCAGCAACCAACAAACACAGCAGCCGCUUCCAAAGCGCCAACAAUACAGUUCAACUAUCUGCGUUGUACAACGGAACAGCAGCAGCAGCCUGCAAAGCAGCAAAUCAGCAAAUCAAUUUUACAUGAGAUAUACAACGCACACAUUCGCACUCACACCCAUAUAUACAUGCCUACGUAUGUUCGUACUCACAUAGCAGUCGUAACAUUUAAAGCAAAGCGCCAUCGAAGCAAACAGUCAACUAACUGUUUAACCAACCAGCAGCAGAAGUGCACAAAGUGCCGCGUAGAACGUGAAAAGAAGAUGUAAUGAAUCCUUAGGUGCUAAUUUAGUGAAUAAGAAAAUUUUAAGUACAAUAAAAAAGUUAUCAACCACAACCGCAACCGCAACAACAACAACAGCAACCACAAAACAACUAGCAUAACUCAACGGUAAAGUAAGAGAACGUAAGAACGCACGCAACAAGAAAAUACUAAAUCAAAGAAGAAGAAAAACGUUUUUAAUUAGAAAUCAAAUAAAUUGAAAGCUCCACGCUCAUUCGCUACGAGUAAAAUGGUAGUGUGCAAAGGUGAUUGAAACAAGCGGAAAUAGUAAGACUAAGCAAAGAAAGUGCCAGAGAAAUGCAUGCAGAGCAACAAACACAACACAACACAACAUUUAAAAAGGAGAAUUGAGCACUGAACGCAAAAAGUAGAAAGCCGAAAGUAGAAAAAGCACUAAGAAAUAAGAAGUAAUAAAUUAAGCCAGCAAAGCCAAAAUACGUAGAAAAGAAGCGGAGGAAAUAAGUUGGAAGAAGUGAAUAUCACAUUUAAAAUAAAUAGUUUACAUAUAUUUUUUUAAGUAAAGAGUUUCUAAAACUAAGCAAAGCAAAGCAAAGCAACAUACAUAAAAAGAGAAAAUAAAAAUAAAAAUCUAGUUUAAAGUUAAUGUCUAGUUUUUGGCGCCAAGUUGUAAAUCACCGAAAAUCAGCAAGCAAGCCAGGACAACAAUAGCCACCCCGUCGUAAGCUGACAAUAAAGGAGCCACGAAGAAAGAACACAAAUACACACACACACAUACACUUACAAACCCGCUUGUAUUUGCUUGCGUCGUCCAGUCGCUGGGAGACAGAAAGACAGCGCUUUUACACACACACACGCAGAGACAAACUGCGCAAAGAUGCCCAAAUAUUUUAUUGCUUCAGCAGCAACAACAACGUCAGCAACAUCAGCAGCAAGCGCAGCUUACAGCAACAACAAUAAUAAUAAUGGUACACCGCAAAUGGUUAUCAAAUCAGCUGUGCGGCAACUCUCCUACGACACGGUCAACACUAGUGGCAACAACAAUAACAACAGCAACACGAAACGCAAUUCGAAUUCAGCAUUUGUAUCGUCGUCAUCGUCUGGUUCAUCAUCGCCAGUGUCGAUGAUGAUGCAGACCGGCGAGCACCAACAACGGCAACUAAAGGCGCAAGUAAUCAGUAGCGCUGCAUCAGUGCCACUUGCAACACAUCUGCUGGAUCAUGGAUAUGGUGUGACGCUGAAGCAGGCACCAUCAACUUCGGCAUCAGUAUCGUCGUUGUCGUUGUCGUCGUCCGUGGCAACGGCGGCGGCGGCGACGACGACGCCCGCAACAUCUAACUUCACCGGCAAGUACACGUCCACGGCGGCGAGUAGAAAUCCCGCAGAUUCCACACCACACAUAACGGAGUACUAUAAGCAAGUAAAACGUCGCAAUCCCACGUCCGUUGCCGAACAAAGCAGCCAUCCCAAGAAGCAAGCCAAACAUCAGUCUGCGUCGUCCGGUGAUUUUGCCAGUAAUGUGGUGGUGGUGCAGCAGCCGCCAUCGCGCUCACAACAAUUCCAACAUAAAACCACCAAGCAACAGAUGUUGGUGCGCACAAGUAGCAGCAACAACAACAACAAUAACAACCAUAUGGCUAGCUCACAACAUCAACGCGUGGCGGCAGCGUCUACAUUGCAUUUUGCCGCGCCCUCACCGCAACCACAACGCCCGCCAUCGUCUGCCUCAUCGACUUCAUCGUCGAUUGCGUACAAAACUGGCACAUCCUCGUCCGUCUCUUCAUUACCCGCCUCGAAACGCACACCCGAAGGUAAUCGCGCCGACACCUCACUCGGCAUACUGACGAAGAAAUUCGUCGAUUUGCUGCAAGGCUCACCGGACGGUGUUGUCGACCUCAACGAUGCGUCAGCCAAAUUGCUGGUACAAAAACGACGCAUCUACGACAUCACGAACGUGCUGGAAGGUAUCGGGAUACUGGAGAAGAAGUCGAAGAAUAACAUUCAAUGGAAGUGUGGCAACUCGUUGGUGAGUUCGGAUCGUACGCGGGACAUGCAGCUGGAGAAUGAAAGACUCGAACAAAAAGAGAAUCAGUUGAAUAUGUUGAUCGAUCAGAUACGUGAGGAGCUGAGCACUGAGAUAUCGAAUAACAAUCAACUGGCCUAUGUGACGCAUACCGAUUUGAAAAGUGUCGAUCUGUUUAAGGAUCAGAUAAUAAUCGUUAUAAAGGCUCCACCGGAAGCCAAACUUGUGCUACCUGACACACUUUGUCCACGUGAGAUCUACGUUAAGGCCGAGAACAAUGGCGAAAUUAACGUAUUCCUCUGUCACGACAAUUCACCCGAAAAUUCGCCAACAUUCUCUUCACCCGCCGCCCCGCCGUACCGUCAGCAGCCGCAUCAAUUCAACGAUCCACUGUUCGACGAUAUCAGUCGAUUGACACCUAGUCUUGAUGACGACAAACGUAUGCGCCUAGGUUUACCCCCACUUUCAUCGUCAAAAGCAUCGUCAACGACGUCCACGAGCGGCAAUACAUAUCCCGGUAGUGCCGCACCCCUCGCACGUUCCGCACAACGAAAUCUCAGUAAAUCAAUUGAGGAUGCCGCACGUCAAACUGCUGCUGGCUCGGCUGAUGGCAAUGGUGUCGGUGGAGCAACCGAUUAUAAUUGUGAUAUCGUUGGCAGCUACCACACACAACAACAACAGCGAGAGCAACAGUCCAGCAGUAAUACUGGUGCACACGAUGGCAACAACUACAACAUACAGCCAACCAUAACGCGACCAGUGCUGACGCAAGCGGAAGCCGAACGCAUUUACGAGCAAGAUUUCGAUUGUGAGAUGUUCGGCAGGCGUAAACUGGGCGCUGCGUAUGGCGGUAGCGGCGGUAGUCAGCGGCAGCAACAGAGUAGUGAUUCAACAAACCAUACGCUUAAUAGUUGUAGUAACAAUAGAAAGUCAGGUCUUAAAAACGAUGUAUCCAUGGUGAAUAGUGCAAUGGAAGAGCAUAAAGCAGCAGUUGAGGCAUCAGCAGCAGCGACGGAAGCGACGGUCACGGUCACACCAUCGUCGUCGGCAACAACAUCGUCAUCAUCUACGGGUGCUGCAGCGAAUAGUAGACGAAGUGAUAGUGCCGCAGCUGCUGCUGCCGGUACUUCGACCUCAGCGGCGUUGUCAUCAAUGCCAAUAACGCACACACCCUCCAUGUUUGGCGGCGGUGGCAGCCGACCAUCCACCAGCGAGAGUGGCGGCAUGGCACGCAUGGACUCGCACAUAGCAGACAUGAUCGGUUCGCAUGGCGGUAGCACAGGCAUACGAAACGCGCUGAUUUCGAAUUCGCUGAACCUCCUGAGUCCGGGCCCAUUGCCAGGCGUGCAGAACUACUUUGAUGAUCUGCCACCGUUCCUACCCAUCGAACCACCGCUCGAUGUCGACUACAACUUCUCACUGGAUCAAACCGAGGGUCUUAUCGAGUUGUUUAAUGACUUUACCUAAAAUUUUAAAUACAAAUAGAAAUAAAAAAGAAGAAAUUUAAAAAGUAAAUAUAAAUAAAAAAAACAAAACAAAAACAAAAGAAAAUAGUUGUUUAAGCAAGUAAAAUAAUAUAUUCAAUGUAUAUGUGUAGAAAUAAUCACAACCACCAAUAAAAACAAAAAAAUGCAAAAAAUUUAAAUAAAUUAAAAACUUCUGUACGCUACUGAAUGGAGAACGAAGUAAUAUUAUUAUUAAAAUUAUUAUUAAUAUUAAUUAUUAAUACUAAUUUAAAUUUAUAAAUAUAUUCUUUAUAUAAAUACAUAUAUAUACUUUAUAUAUACACAUAUAUAUAUAAACAUAGAUAUUAAUAAUUGUUAAUACAUACAUACGAAAAGAAGCGGUAAUAAAACACACAAGCCGAAGCUCUCCAACAACUUCAAAAUAAAAAAUAAAUUAGUGUUUGAAAGCAAACGCAAAAGGUUUUAGUAGGUUUGAGGGAAAGUAGUGCGACACAUCUACACACACACACACACACCCAUACAUACAGUUCAUUCUUAUUUGAAGUGAAUAAUUCUUUAUAUACAUGGGGGCGUACGUAUGUACAUGCAUACAUACAUAUGUAUACAAAUUCAAAUAGAUAUUAGUAAAUGUAAUUAUUAUUAAAUAAAAAAAUAGCAUAAAACAAAUACAAACGAAGAGAAGCAGCAGCAGCAGCAUUAAAAGCUACUUUUUAAGCCCCGCAAAAACCAAAAUUUUGUAAUUAGCGAGAGAAGGCAGGAGUGUAGAAAUGUUUUAAAUAAAAAAAGGAGAAAAUUUAAAAUAAAAUAAAAUUAAAAAAAAAAAUAGAAAUUAUAAAAAGUAUAAAAAUUUAACUGAUUUUUGAAAAGCAAACAAAAAUUAAAUGUACAGAUUUGCCGGCAGCAUGAAAAAUUAUAAAACAAACCGAUUUGCAACAGCAAAAAUAACCACGAAAACAAAAUGAAUGCAAAAAACAAUUUUAUAAAAAAGUAAUUGAUUUCAUAAUAUUUGAUAAUAAUUACAACUGAGUUUUCUUGUACACCAAUUAAUUUCAUUUUACUUCAAAACGCAAUGCUGUCACGACAUUAAUUAAUAUAACAUAUUUUAGCAACAACCAUUUAAAAACUAUUUUUGCAGCAGUAAAGCGACAGCAAGCAGCACCACUGGAAAUUAUGAAAUUUUGAAUUUUUUGAAAUUUAUGAAAUUCUCGCAAUCUCAUUUUUUUAUAUUCAAAUAAAAAGAAGAAAAAUUGAAAAAAAAAACAAAAA
This is a messenger RNA of Anastrepha obliqua, 7032 nucleotides long. RefSeq names its product transcription factor E2f1 (gene E2f1). The transcript is spliced from 6 exons. Lineage: Eukaryota; Metazoa; Arthropoda; Insecta; Diptera; Tephritidae. The record is from RefSeq and is a predicted model, not a curated record. Gene Ontology annotation, molecular function: protein dimerization activity; DNA-binding transcription factor activity, RNA polymerase II-specific; RNA polymerase II cis-regulatory region sequence-specific DNA binding. Gene Ontology annotation, cellular component: RNA polymerase II transcription regulator complex. The coding region runs from base 3155 to 5767 and encodes 870 amino acids. Gene Ontology annotation, biological process: regulation of transcription by RNA polymerase II.